AUGCAUUCGAUUCGAAUUCAUAAAGUUAUAAUGCUGAUAAUUUCUUCAUUUUAUCUAAUUGGUGUUUGGCAUCGCGGAGAUAAACCUACUGUGAAAGAGAUACGAAGGAAACGAUUUUUCUGCAUCUAUUUUCCUCUUUUCCUACUAUCAUUGGUGGUCGGAGCAAUUAAAAAUUAUAAAAAAGACGAGGCUAUAUUCCUUACGGAAGUAGCGAUGGGAGUUGCAAUAGUUUGUGUAAACUUUUGGCUUUUAAUCUGGAAGCAGAACGAGAUUCUUAGUUUGUUGAAUCAAGUUUGUGUCGUCUCGAUUCGAAAUGAUGAUGAUUUCAACAAUGUCACCGUCAAAGUUGGAAGACUCAUGAAGUUUGUAUUAGUGUUCGUGAUUGCUUCAAUCGUUACUGGUACUUUAGCGUCUGUGGUUUUGACGUUUUUUGGAAGUGAGAAAUCUUUAUUUCUCAAAAUUGCGUUUCCCUUGGAUUACAGAAACAGUGAAAUUGCUUUAUGGAUUGCAACCGUUUUCCUUGCUACCGAAUAUUUCUUCACUAUAAUCCUUAUCUCUUUCUCGGUAAUCAUUUGGUAUUUACUGUUGAUGUGUGCUUUGAGAUAUGAAGUGCUGGGAAGUGGGCUGAAGAAUUUAGGCCGAAUUAGAGAAAAUGGAAAUGAUGAAAAGAUGACUGAGAAGCAAAAGCAGAUCAACUUUUUUGAAGAUCUUAAGCGGGCAAUCAACGAUCACAUACAUUUAAGGGAAUUGGUGAACAAAUUGGACUGCUUUUUCUCAGAUCUAUUUUUCAUUCAGUUUGGAACCAGCGGUCUAUGUAUUUGCGUAUCGAUUUUUUGUCUGGCAUUUGUUGUUGGUGACAAUCUGCUGGAAUAUCUUAUACAUCUUUUUGUGGUUUUUUACUUCAUUUCCCAAUUAUUUAUGAUCACGUACUUUGGCAAUGAAAUUAUGUUAUCGAGCAAUCGCCUCUCUUACCGCUUAUUUGAAUCGGACUGGUACAACCAGCCGCAAUCAACCAAAAAGUGCAUCAUCAUAUUUGGUGAAUAUUUAAAGCAACCACAAACGGUGGUGAUUGGAAAACUGUAUCCACUUACGUUGGAGACAUUUACAAGGAUUUUGAAUUCAGCCUACAGCAUGUUCAAUAUUUUAAAAAGUUUUCACUAAAUGAAAUUAUUGAUUACGUGCUAAGAAUCACUAACACUAUGGC
Molecule: messenger RNA, 1204 nt
Organism: Bradysia coprophila
Lineage: Eukaryota; Metazoa; Arthropoda; Insecta; Diptera; Sciaridae
Product: odorant receptor 23a-like
Biological process (GO): sensory perception of smell; detection of chemical stimulus involved in sensory perception of smell
Cellular component (GO): plasma membrane
Molecular function (GO): odorant binding; olfactory receptor activity
Source: RefSeq, a predicted model, not a curated record